AUGCCGGCCUCGGACUACGACGGCCGCGCCCUCGCGCUGCCGCUCGAGGACGACACGACCGGCGAGACGCCCAUAUGGAGCCGGCGCUCGCAGUCGUUCGCGCGCUCGUCGCACUCGAGCCGGCCGCCGACGCUGCUGCAGCGCGGCCUCUCGACGGCGCAGACGGUCCAGCGCCGCGCCACGGCGCAGUACAACCAGCUCUCGCCUGUGCAGAAGCUGCUGUUCGGUGCCGGCGGCAUCGUCGUGCUCGUCGUCGGCAUCCUGUUCCUGGUGUUCAACGAGCGCAUCUUCGGCGCGCUGCUGCCUUAUGCGAAGAAGUGGCGCGACGUGACGGCGGGCUGGCUGGUGCUGUGGGCGCUUAUAUUCACAGUCAGCUUUCCGCCGCUGAUUGGCUACUCGUCGCUGUUGACGGUCGCGGGGUUCGUGUAUGGCUUUCCGAACGGCUGGUUCAUCGCCGCCUCUGCCACCGUCGCCGGCAGCACCGCCUCCUUCCUGCUGAGCCGCACGCUGCUACGCAAGAUGGUCACCCGGCUGAUCGAAAACGACAAGCGCUUCGCGGCGCUCGCGCUGACACUCAAGCACGACGGCCUCAAGCUGCUAGUUAUGAUCCGCAUGUGUCCGCUGCCAUACUCACUCUCCAACGGCGCCGUUGCCACCUUCCCAACCGUGCACUGGGCCUCGUUUGCGCUCGCAACCGCCAUUGUAAGCCCCAAGCUGAUGCUGCACAUUUUCAUCGGCAGCCAGCUGGAGAAGAUUGCCGAGAGCGGCGGGAAAAUGGACGCCCGCACAAAAGCCAUCUCGUACCUGAGCAUCGCCAUCGGCGCCGUUGCCGGCGUCGCAACGGGCUGGUUCAUGUACAAGAAGACCAAGGAGCGGGGCGCCGAGCUCGAGGAGGAAGAGCGCCAGGGCGUGCGCCGCGCGAGCAUCGAGGGUCUGGCGAAUGAGUACGCCGACGAGCCUGAUGCGCUGGAAGCGGCCGUCCACCUUAGAGAGGAAGACGACGAUAUCAGUCUCCGCGGCGGCUGGGACGACGAGUACACGGACGACGUCACUGACGCUGCUGAGAUUGGGGACGACGACCCGUUCAGGGACGGAGAUGCCGCGGAUGCAGAGGACGGGAGGGGGCGGAAGCCGUGA
Molecule: messenger RNA, 1137 nt
Organism: Didymella exigua CBS 183.55
Lineage: Eukaryota; Fungi; Ascomycota; Dothideomycetes; Pleosporales; Didymellaceae
Product: TLG2-vesicle protein of 38 kDa
Exons: 2
Coding region: 1-1137 (378 amino acids)
Biological process (GO): mitotic spindle elongation; vesicle-mediated transport
Cellular component (GO): Golgi membrane
Source: RefSeq, a predicted model, not a curated record